Messenger RNA from Seriola dumerili (greater amberjack), 3214 nucleotides. RefSeq names its product inhibitor of growth family member 1 (gene ing1). The record is from RefSeq and is a predicted model, not a curated record. Gene Ontology annotation, cellular component: nucleus. Lineage: Eukaryota; Metazoa; Chordata; Actinopteri; Carangiformes; Carangidae. The transcript has 4 exons. Gene Ontology annotation, biological process: positive regulation of DNA-templated transcription. Bases 379 to 1299 code for a protein of 306 amino acids.
GGGAUUCUGUAAGUGGUAAUAUAAACUAAUAUGCUCACAAAAAAAUAAUAUACUUUUCAGAAAUGCAUUGUUAAAGCUAAGAAGAAAUAUACGUCAUUUGAUUAAUCAAACCUUUGUCGGUGGUUCAUAUAGUCGCCUCGUACUGCAACAACUAUAUGGGCACAGUUUAACAUAUUUGCUCAGGCACUUUAGCCACCAGCUAACAUUAGCUGCUCCAGGGCUAGCAAGUCCGACUCUCCACACACGACCAUAGCGUUAGCAACGAGUGCAGCAUCCCGGACUGUUAAACGUUAACGUCAGCUACUGAGUAGCUACAGAAAAGCUAAAAUCCACACAGGUGCAGGUGUCGGAGUGUCCUGUGGUGAAGACAAAUCCGCGAUGUUGAACCCGACCAAUGGUGACCCAGGCCACGUUGUUGUGAAUUAUGUUGAGGAGUAUUUGGACCUGGUGGAAUCACUACCCUUUGACCUGCAGAGAAGUGUGUCUCUCAUGAAGGAAAUUGAUGCCAAGUAUCAAGAUGUUCUGAAGGAGCUUGAUGAUGCUUAUGAACGAUAUCGCCGGGAAUCUGAUUCACUUCAGAGGCGCAAACUUCAGUUAUCGAUUCAGAGGGCACUGAUCCGCAGUCAAGAGCUCGGAGAUGAAAAGAUCCAGAUUGCUGGUCAAAUGGUGGAGUUGGUUGAAAACCGAACACGACAAAUAGACUGGCAUUCUGAAGUUCUCCUUUCCUCUCAAGAAGUCCCAGAGAGCCACGUUCCCACAGCAACAUCCAUGACAACCACUGCAACAUCCAUGAUGUCCUCAUCAUCAGCCACCAUCACUCCAGGCAAACCUGGCCACCAUGAUAAGAAGCGUGAUGAGGUUACACCAGGCUCAGGUGGCACAGACAAGGCUGGUGGGAAACGCUCAAGACGUCAGAAAAAUGGGGAAAGUCGGGAAAGUUACGGGGGUCUGGAUCACACUGAGGAAGUGGGAGUGGGGGCAUCCCGGGAAAAACGUGCCAAAACAUCUUCUAAGAAAAAGAAACGGUCAAAAGGAAAGUCUGAGAGAGAAGUGUCACCUCCAGACCUGCCCAUUGAUCCAGAUGAGCCAACAUACUGCCUGUGUGAGCAGGUGUCCUAUGGCGAGAUGAUUGGCUGCGAUAACAAUGAAUGUCCCAUUGAGUGGUUUCAUUUCUCCUGUGUUGGGCUCCAUCAUAAGCCCAAGGGAAAGUGGUACUGCCCCAAAUGUAGAGGUGAGAAUGAGAAGACCAUGGACAAGGCCUUAGAAAGGGCCAAGAAGGAGAGGGCAUACAACAGGUAGCUUGCUCUGCCUGGCCCAAUGAACACUACUGCAUAAAAAUUUUAUGUCUCCGUUUCCAUUUACUGUUAACACUGUUUAAAACAGUAAUGAAUUGACAAGAGGGAUCUUGUACAUAGUUAUUUUUGUAAUUGCUGCAUAGCUGAGAAACAAAAUUGCUCCAUCUCAGUUGGGAUUAUUUGUAAAGAAUUGACACAGUACAGUACAAUACAACCUGCAUGUUUGUAACCAGCUGUCCUGCACUUACAUCCCCCUUGUUUUCAUCAUGCAUGCGACAUCACCCACUCCAUUAUAUAUGCUCAAUUCACAAAUAAAACAUUUCUAAACAAAGAAGACUCUAUCUUUAACAUCUCAGAGGAUGAAAUGAAGAAUCUAAAUCAAAAAUAAGAUAAAUGUGAUAUAAUACAGUGUACUGUAGCUCUCUACCCCCUAUAUAGAAAUCAAUCUGUUGUUUACUCUGUAGUGAACGAUAAAGAUUUUGCGUUACCACUGACGUGAAGGGUCACAUUUUCAAUAAAUUUGACUCAUUGCAUUUUGGGAUUAUGAGCAUUAAGUAGGGGACAUGUCAUGAGGACAGCUACUUUGCAAUCAGUAAUUUCACAAUUCACUUUCAUUAAUACAGUACUUACAGGCCAUAUGUACAUUGAAGCAGUAAAUGUUCCUCCUGUCAGCACUGGCUGCAAAGAUCUCUUUUUAAAGUGAUUUCAAUAUAUGUGAUGGACCAACUUUGAAGGAUACCCUCUUAAUUUGUCUGACACAGACUGCUUAAGUUUCAUAUUAGUGUUUGCUGAACUUAAUAAUGCAUCUUUACACAGAAAGGACUAUGGAUUUUGUGCUCUAUCACUUGGGCAGUAUUGACAGCAGGAACCAUUUAAAGAAACAAAAAAUCUUUUCAUGUACAUAUGGACCUGAGAAGACAGACUUGAAAAACAUAAAUGUAAAAUGGAACCAAAGAAAGGACUAAAAAUCCAAAAGGACAGACCUUAUAUUUAAUUAUGUUUACUGCAAAAUAGAAUAUUUCAAAUUAUGCUUAGACCUGUUAAAUACUGCUGUUGCAAGAUGUUAAGUAAAAACACCUGCAGCCCAACAGCAGAUCUGUACCCUCAAAGAAUAUUGUCAUGUAUGAUCACUUUGGCCUGAGCACCCCCAUGUUACACUUGAAUGUCGGUGCAGUUAUUUAGUGGACACAUGAUUACAUUCAUAUUCAUAACCAUGGCUUACCUCAUGGGCUGUCACCCUGAUUGAAUUGUGGGGCUUCUUGGAAUGUCAGUCUCACAUAAACUGAGGCACAGCAUAAGUGUUGACGUCUAUCAAAGCAAGAAAAGUCAUUUUUGAGUCAAAUAUUGAAUUUGCGGUCAGAAUUAAAAAUCAAACUUACCACAUAAGGAUGAAUUUGCCUUUUUUUAUUUACAAGUGCUGAAAAAAAUGACAUGGGAGACAACCAGUGCAAAAUCUGUACAUAAAUUCAGUUGCAGGUAUCUUAUAUACAUGAGUACUGAACAGGAACGUGAAUACACUCUUACUGUCAUGCAUGUAACAGAGUUCACAACACAGCAAAAGACAUGGUGUAAAGAUGUCCGAUUUAGUUGUAGUCCGUGAUGCUCAGGCUGCUCAUUCUCCCAAGGAAAGGUGGGGUGAUCACACUGGAGCCCAGACAAACUUAACAGAACAGAUCAGGGGCACAACAGAAGAGGAUCCAUGACUUCAUUGAUACACCCUCCAAGACAUUUAACAUAAUUAGUCAUGGGGAGUUAUUACAGCAAGUUAGAACACACCAGAAUUUUUGGGUAAUGGCCCACAAGUCCAUAUUGACAAAACAUCAAGGCAAGAUUCAGCACAGUUCCCCUGAUGGACUGGAAAAGGGGGAUAGUAUAGAAAAAAUAAAUCCCUCCUGGCGGGUAAGAAAAAAAAAACAUUC